Messenger RNA from Aspergillus campestris IBT 28561, 741 nucleotides. Its product is annotated as GIG1 family protein. Lineage: Eukaryota; Fungi; Ascomycota; Eurotiomycetes; Eurotiales; Aspergillaceae. Gene Ontology annotation, biological process: N-acetylglucosamine metabolic process. Gene Ontology annotation, cellular component: cytoplasm. The record is from RefSeq and is a predicted model, not a curated record. The transcript is spliced from 2 exons. The coding region runs from base 76 to 741 and encodes 221 amino acids.
GCGUAAUUCACCGUCACCGGAUUAUACGGAGCACACACUCUCUGUCUCUUUCUAUCAUAUACUUCCCUCUCCCUGAUGUCUCCCGAGGAAACCCCCGCAUUCAACCUGACCGACCUCGAUCGUCAACUCUUGACCCAAACAGACGAUGAAUACAUUCCCCAUGACUGGGAAGAUCUCAAGGCCAUUGUCGCAAUCAACGACCCCUCCAAGUUCAAGCGGAAACCUUCCGACCUAAUCCGCUACCUCGCCUGGUCCAAAGACGCCAAAGCCCACUACGGCUCCAUCACAAACUACAUCUGCCAGCGUCGUCUACACUGGCAUCUCCCUACCCAUACUACUUCUAGUACGACCACAGACAGCGAACCCGUCUUCCCCUUCAACAACCCCACCCCCUUCGCCGACCCCGCAGACUACAAGAUCCUUCGCAAUGACUGGCCCUACGGCAUGGAGCCCGGCAUCGUCCACCUCGUCGUCUGGCUGCGGACCCCCGUCCCGGUGGAUUCCGUCACCGGGGAGGUGACCCCCGAGAGUCGCGCGCUGAUUGAGGACUUUGUGGCGCGGACGUUUGUGGCUCGGUUGGCGCUGGAGAAGAUCCCCGCGCCGGAGGAUCACGUGCUGUGGUUUAAGAAUCCGACGGCUUUGCAGAGCGUGCGCAGCUUGGAGCAUGUGCAUGUUUUGGUCAGGGAUGUGCCCGAGGAGAUUCUGGCGGAGUGGACGGGGGAGAAGCCGCCGCUGAAUUGA